CAUAUAAAUCUGCUAAUGUCACAAGUAUAAAAAUAUGAAAAGUAGUUCUAAGAAGGAAGACACUUAUGUAAAAAAGAAAUAUGUCUUUUUUUCUGAUCCAGAUGUUAUUAUUCAACGUGCUGAAUCAUCUGCAGCUGCAACUCAAGUUAAACAAGGUUUUGAGUUUCAUCAACAGCAAACAUCUAAAGAAAAACCAUCUUCUUUUCCAACUCAAUUUGACUUAAAGAGCUUGAAAAACUUAUUGUACCAUCCUGUACAACCUUAUCCAUUUACAUUUAUAAGUGCUGUAAAACGAAAACUUGCCUUAGAAGAUCAUCCUGAAAUCUGUAAACAAGUACACAAUUCAAAUUAUAAAAAUACAGCUGUAUCAGCUGUGACAGUUUUAAAAUCUAAGAGUGCACAAAAUUUACAUGAAAUCGUACAAAAAAUGGACUUUAUAAGGCCGUUAAAAGUUCCUGAUUUGAAAAUUUCUGCUAAGAAAUUAGAUUUUACUACCAGGGAAAAUUCUGUAACAAAGGAACUAAUGUCGUCACAAUUUGAAGUACCUUCGAAGGAAUUUACUCACGACAGAACAGAUAAGCCAACAAAGAGUUUUGAACGUGUUCAAAGAAGAUUGGAUUUCUCAACAUCAGAUGUGUCUUCUAUAAUUGCUAGUGAAAUAGAGCCACUAAAAGUGCCAAAUAUUUCCAUAUCUUCAACUCUGUCAAAGAAGAAGGAAUAUAUCAGAGAAAAUUGUAGAGAAAAGGAGAAUAGAUCCAAAAGAAUUAGAAAAGAUGACUGCUCGUUUAUAAAGCAGGAUGAAACAGGGCAAGAGUUUUUAAAGAGGUCCAGAAAUCCGAGACAUGUCUCCAGAAAAGACUGUUCUGAUAAUAUAAGUGAAAUUGUAUCAGUUACAAAAUUAAAAAAUGACAGGUUACCAUUACACAUGCCAAGAGAAAGUGAUUUUGUUUCAACGAAACCAAAAACAAAGAAUUUUGCAACAUCCACUGCUAAAAAGGAUACUGAUAAAAAGCACCGGUCGAUUAAUGUACGAUCUUUAAAAUCCAGAGAUACUUCUUUAGAAUCAAAAAAUCGAACAUUCAGUAAUGAAUCACUUUCUGAACGUUCUUCAAAAUUACCGGACAAAAUAACCAUUAGAGAAUCUAGAAAUAUGUUCGAAAAUUGUGAUUACAGAUAUAAAGAAGAUUUGCAUUCAUUAAAACAAGCUGAUGAUCAAAAAUAUGUAUUCUCAACAGAGAACAGACAAAUAAAGCAACAGAAGGUAACAUGUCAAUCUCAAGGAAAAGCAGGAAAUACACCUUUCAAGGAACAAAUAAAGAGGGCACCUGAAAAAGUAAAACCUUCUACUAGUAAAUUGGAUGGCAAAAUGUAUACCAUAAAUUCCAGGGAGUUUGAUGAUGUAGAAAAUAUAACCGAUUCCAAUACAAGUACAAGAACUCAAAGUUUAAGUACUACUUCUAUGCAAAAAAUAAAAAGUAAAGAUACUGAAAAAGUUGUACAGAAUAUUAAAUCAAAUAAAACUAUCGAGGAUCCAAAAUAUACAGACAUUUCUUUACAACAGUGCACUAGUACAAAUACCAGAAAAGAAGAAGAAUCAUUUACACAAAGCAUUAUUACUACAAUCAAACAAACAAGUAAUAGUAAUGAAUCUAAUCUAAAUGAUAGUAUCGUGUCAGAUGUUUUACUAGAUCCAAGAAGAAUUUCUUUCAGGGAUGAAAAUCGUUCGCAACAAGAAGAAUUUUGUGAUUUGGUAACACCAAAUAUGAAUCUUCUACCUAGAUCUAGAAGAAAAAGGCAGUUUAUACAGAAUAGCAAUGUAGACAAUGAUUCUAAGUGUAUAAAACAUAACACUACAGAAACAGAAACAGAACAAGAAAGCAUGCCAUUGUUACAUCCAACUGCCUUGCAUAUGCAGUUUCAAGCCGAGUUGCAUCUUCUUGAUUCUUUUAAUGAAUCAUUGAGGCAGGUUAUGGAUGUUGAAAAGUGUUUAUAUACAGUUAAACAGGACCAAGGAAAAGAGGUAACAUUGCAGCAUAAUGAACCAAUUGAGCAAUCGAAAUUACAUUUCUCUAAAGCAAUAAUUGAAAGAAAUGUUGACGACAUAGAACGCUACAAUGAUAAUAGCAAAUCUCGCAAACAUGUUGCAACUGACAGAAGUAUUACUAGGAAAAUGGUUAAUAUUGAAAUAUUGUUUCUAAUUUCAGUACAUCAUACUACAAGUCAAAUUAUGACAAAUGAUUUUGACAACUCAAAUAAAAUAAAUAAACCAGCAGUGAAAGCAGUAGAAGUUCAAACUCAAACAGUAAAUGAUAUGGCCACACAAACAGAAAUACGUUCAACUCGACGAAAUGUACAGAGUAGAUGUUCAGAAAUAUGUGGUAUUCCAUACGAGCGGGAAUUUGUUAGAGAAAGCGAAGUUCCGCAACUUUCGUUAGAUUCAGCAGAACUAUUUGAAGACUUAGAUCAAAUAGAAGAAAUAUCAUUACCUAGUAAAUUAAGAACAAUGUCAGAGAUAAGUUUACAUGAAACAACAUCGUCUAUACGAACAGAAACUGGAACAGAAAUUAGUAUUUCGACUCGAGAUAUAACUUGUUCUUUUAAUAAAUAUUUAGAUCUACAAAUUGCACAGUUAAUAAAAGAUGAAAAGCAAAGAUAUGAUAAAAUCGAGAUGCUGUUUAAAUCUCGGGAAAAGACGUUAAAUGAUCGAACCAAAAAGUUAGUGAAACUGGAGGAGCAGAAGCGUGCUUUAAGAGAUACUGGUCAGGAUAGUCGUGUUAGUUCAGUAAAAAAGAAGCAGAGAGCUUUACUUUUAAAGUUGCAGCAAGAAAAAGAUGAGAUGAAUAGAUUAAAAGAACUUCACAAAAUUGCAAGUCAAGAACGAAAACGUAUGUUGCAAAAGCAAAGAAAUAUGUUUAAUCCUCAAAUGUCUACAAAAAAUAUUUUAACAAAAUUAAAAAGAAGGGCAGACAGUCAAUCCCCAAGAAGAUUAUCUGGCCCAAUGAAAGGUUAUGAUAUAAGAAGUAACAGUUCUAUGAGUUCAUUAGUUGAUUCCGAUAAGUCUCAACAUGACCGAUCACAAAAUGAUGCACGCAUACAAAUGUCUGAAAACGAAUUACAGUUUGCUAAACUUGACCUACCAAAGAUUAAUAAAUUCACAAAUUUUACUGAAGAAUCUAGGGCAUCGUUCAUAAGAUUUGAUAAACCUAGUGAACUUAUUCAAAGUAACAUGUCUCAAGAAAAGUGUCCUUAUAAACAAUUAAAAGAUGGGAACAAGUUGAAAUACGAAAUAAAAUCAAAAAAGUUUGAAGAAAAGAUGCCUAGGGCAGAUAUUUUAAGGUUGAAGUUACAUCAGCACUCUAUAGAUCCCAAACUGAUAUCUGGUCAUUCCAUAAAUACAUCCGGGAUGUAUCAUUUUGAAAAAGAAAAAUCUCCCGAUGUCUCAGAAUUGUUACAAAAAAAUUUAAAUAACUCUGUUUCUGAGCAUGCCAAGUCGGAAUCUGAUACGCUUGUAGAGGAGUUAUCAAAAAAAUCGAAAUCCUCGCAGGUGACGGAUAAUCAUUUCCAAAAUAUAGGAUCUCCAAGAGAAAAUGAAGCUUUGCCAAAAAUUCCAACCAUAAACAGCGAAGUUGUUCCAGAAGAGAUAAGUUCUGUCAGCCACGAUACAGUGUCAAAGACAUCAAAAUCAUCUCAAAUUUGUGAAGAUAUUUUACAAUCACAUUCCAAAAGUUCGAAAAGAAGUAGCAAAUCAAUUCCAACUGAUGUAUCUAAAAAGUCUUUGUGCAGUUCCGAAUCUAAAUCGAAUGUAAAGCGUAGAAGCUCAAAAUGUCAAAAGAGUAAAUCGUCAUCUAGUAUACUCACGGAAAAUAUAUUACGGUCUAACUCGAAUUCCCAAGUAUCAGAAGAGUUUACUAAACAUUACAAUAAACGAACAAAAAUGGAGAAAGAAUUUAUUCAAUCUGAUAAAAAUGAUGAAAACAUAAUUUUGGGUAGUAUGGAUCACGAUGAAAGUUUGAGUUCUCUGCAAGCUCUUAUUAGACAUUCCAAACCUUCAAAAGAUAAGAAUUUUAAAGUAUUGACUGACAGAAUAGAUGAUUAUGACAGUAAAGAGAAUAUAUUAUGUCAGAAAAUAUUUGACAAAAGUGUAGAAGCCUAUGGAAAUUCUUUUCAUAGUGAAGACAAGAGCAAAGACAACUUGGACAAUACGUCUAUAAGAUCUCGACUUAGUAAUUUUGCCGUUUCUCAUCAUGGUAUUGGAGAGGGUGACAGAAAUUAUUCUAAGUCUGUGGUUAUUAGAUCGCAAGAUCAUAAUUUGAAAACUUCAAAAAAACUGGAACAAAUUUUGAAUGCCCGUGAAGCCGCUCUUGCAUCGCGAAAGAAUUGCGUAGAAGAGUGGAUGGCUUGGCAUGCAAAAUUAAGAACUGAAGAAGAGCGUGUUGCACGAAUGGAACAAGCAGCCCUUAAACUCGUAACUGCCACAUCUAAAGUUUUCUCUCAACAAGAGAGAAGUGUUUGUCCCUUUAUGGAUACAACUGUUUCAUCCGAUACGAGUGACAUUGAAGGGAGGAUAGAAUUGCUUACUGAAAAAUUGGCAAAACGGCGAGUGGAGAUGUCAUGUUUGAAAAGGGAAGCCAGGAAGCAGACGAAACAAAAACUUAGGGCUUUAGAAGCAAAUUUAUUAAAUCAGAUUAAGAAAUAUGAUACGACUAUUUAUGAAAUGCGCAAAAAGCUGGAAUCGAAAAAGGGAACAAGUAAAGACGAUGAUAAAUUAGCAAUAGAGUCGAAAUCAUUAGCAGAUUUUAAAGUACCUGAGAUUCCUCUGAAGAGAAUACAAGAUAUGUUUAAAAAUAGUGAUUUACUAAGAUCUAGAUCGGAAUCUGAUUUGUUGUGUACGAAAAGACCAAUGAAGGAUCAUACGAAAAAUAUUAAUUUACUGAGAAACGAGAGCACUGAAGUUGAAUAUGAUAAAAAUAGUUCAGAAAAAGUAACUAAGUAUUCUAGAAGUGUAAGAUCUUCAGAGCAAUUGAGCUCUGGAAAAAUAAGCACUGCUGCUCACUGUAGUGUCCAGUCUGUUCUUGACAACAGUAUAUCAGAACAAAUCGAAUCUGAUAAGCUUGGUUCAGCAUCAUCGGUCACCUUCGAUGAUGUUUGUUCUGACAGAAGUAUUUCAUAUGACAGCAAAAUGUACAUGAAUGAAAUGCAAAGUAAACGAAUUUCCACGGUGGGAAAGAAGAGCAGCAUUUCAGAAGAUAUUGGAACUGACAUUAGUACGGCAAAGUCUGAAGAUGAUAUAAUUACACAAUCGGACGCAAAACUUUCUAAAAAUGAAAUUACAAUAGAAUCUGACAUAAAAGAAUACAAAUCAUAUUUUCAUACGAUUUCUGAGCAUUCUCGAGCAAAAUGUAUUUCUUCGCAAUCUGGUACUGAUAAAAUGCAAGAUUCAGAGAAUUCUCUAAUUCCCAUAGAGAAGUCCGAUGUUGAAGGCUCCAAGGUAGAAAACAACAGUGAAUGUUCUAAUGAAAAAUUUAAUGUAUCUCGAAAGUUAGACUUUUUACGGUUAAAUAAUAAGAAUUUGUACGAGGACAUAAAUUCUCUUGAAAAUGAGCUCAAAAUACUUUCGGAAAUGAUGUCACACUUCCGUAAAAGAUCAAAUGAAAAUUCAAAAAAUAACGAAGACACUUCGAAAGAUAUAUCCGAUAUGCUUUUGAAAUCUGAAAAAGACAGUGAAAUUCAAGAUAUGGAAUUUAUGAAAAAUGAUGAUAACAAAAGUGUAGAAGUGAGUCGAAAAGAAAGUAAUCCAGAUAUUUCACAGUAUUUAAUUAAUGGCACAAAAUUGAAAUCUGUGAGUACCUUCAACAAUGAUAAAAAUAUAGUAGAAGAAGUUGAUGAUGUAAUAUCUGUGAUAAUGCCAAAAACCGAUACAUCCCUUUUCAAAUCUCACCAAGAAACUGAUUAUAAAGCAAGAAGUAAGGAAAUUUUGAAUGAAAUUGAAAAAUCUAUAAUAUCGGAGCAUAUUAAAACUGAUUCAAAUCGUUCAAAUGUGUUACUUGAGAGCAACAAGUUAAGUACAUAUGAGGGAAAUGAAAAACUGUCGCACAAUACUUCUUCCAACAAUUAUAUGAAUUCUUUAUCUGAAGAUUAUUUAAGAGCAACGGAAGAUAAAGAAAGUAUCAUUACAGUAGAGAAUGCUUCUGAAAUAGUACAACGUGACGAAGAUGGCAUAUAUACUGUAAAUAGUUCUAGUGACUCCCACAACUUAGCAAGGCAGCAAUUGCUACAAUCAACUCAGAAUUUAACAUCUCCAAAUUGUACAAAACCUUCAGAAAAAUCUGUUUUACUUGUAAAGGAUAAAUUAUUAAAUUUGUGUGCUGAUAUCGAUCAUGAUUUACCAAAACAUAAUGCUAUUACAAUACAAAGUUAUUCAGAACAUAGUAGCCAUAUAAUUUCAGAAAGAUUUCCACAGAGUGUUAUAAAACAAACAACAGUCGUACAAUCCGGAAUUGAAUUGUUGAAGAAACCAACUUCUCCACAAUCUGUAAGUUCAACUGAGAAGACUGAAGAAAUUGAGGAAGUAAUAGAUUAUACGAAAGACGAAAAUCUUCAAAAUGUAAGCAAUUCAUGUUCAAUUUUAAAAGCAGAUCAUUUUGAAUUAAUAACAGAUAAGUGUAAAAAUGAAAGUAAUUUACUCGUGGCAAAUGAAGUUACAGAAUGUAAUGAAAAUCCUCUAAAUUCUGUUAAAAUAGCUAAAGAAGAUAUAUCUGAAAACACUAUUGGUUUUAUCCAUAAAGAAGUCAGUAAAGAUAAAAAUCUGAUUAAGGCGACGUCUAUAGAUCAAAUUUCCCUUGACAAGGAUGAUUGGACAAUAUCUGAUUCGUUUGAUAUUCAGCAAGAUGUUAAUUCUGAAUGGGAAAAAUCUUUCAAAAGUCAAAAUUCAAAAUACCUUAAUGAUGAUUCAAGUGAAUUCAUAGAUGCAAAAGAUAUAUCUCAAUCGGUUGAUGAAAUUCAAAAUCUAGAUUUUGAAAAGAAAGUAGGAAGUGGCAUAGAGGACAUAUCUCUAUUUAUUCCAGAAGGUGAAUCUACAAAUAUCGAUGCGUAUGGGAUUAAAUUAGAUGAAACCAUAUCAAAUUGUCGAAUUAAUACAAUUGAUAACAAAAUUGAUGAUAUGUUUUAUACAAUUGUUAAAGACAACGACUUUGAACAAAACCAAGAAGAAACUGUGCAUACUAUAGAAACUGAUGAUUUUCAAAACGCUAUUUACGAUUCCGUUACUAAAAUAUUAGAUAAAGUUGAAAAAAGUAUCGAUAAUAAUUCAAUAAAAGAAAAAAUUGAGAGUAAUUCGGACAUUAGAGAAAACGAAAAUGAAAUAAAAGCAACUGUAAGUGAAGAAUGUAAAUCAGUUUCAAGUACUCCUAACUCAGAAGACGAGUUGCGAAAAAAGGCUAAAGGAGAAUUUGAUACAGGUAAAGAAACAUUUGCUUUGGAUACCAAUAAGCAUAAGAUGAAGAAAGAUAUAGCUUUAAUUAAAGAUCGUGAUGAAGUCGCUAUCGAUAGUAACAUAAGCGAAGAAAUUGAAGGUAAUGAAAAUGCAUGCCACAUUGGAACUAAGUCUCAAGAAGUUGUAAUAACAGAACUGGAAUCUGGAAGCAUAGAAGAUGACAUUUUAUCAGAUCUUGAAAUUGAUGCAAAAAUAGAAUUUGUUGAAGAGGAACAUGUAGAAACAAAUGGAUCCGAAGAUAAUGCAGCAACGCAAGUAAUGCAAAAAAGAAAAUCAUUCGAACUUACUGUAGAGCAAGAAAGUUCUGAUGGUGAACAACUUGAUAAUUUAGUUGAAGUAACUGAAAGUGGAUUGGCUACUAUAGAGAAGCAAAUGUCUAUUUCUGGAGCAGCUGAUAUAUCACAUGAUACAAUAAAUUCUCAAAUUAUUGAAGUUCCAGAAAGUAAAAUAGAAAAUCAGACGCAUAGAGAUAGUUCUAAAGCUGUAGAUAAUCUGAAAAAAGCAGAAAAACCUAUGAAAAUAGAAACCAGUUCGUCUACUGACGUAAUAAAUAAGACAUUCAAUAUUCUGAAAGACCCGGAGUAUGAAGAUAUCUCAGAAGAAAGCCUUGAAGUUUCUGAAAUCUUUGAUAAAAGUGAACUUCAGAAAUCUGUUUCUGUGCAAAAGUCAUUUCCCAUUCCAGAAAGGUAUGAAGCAGUACAAAAAUCAGAGGAGGUAUUGAGAAUCCUCGAUGAAAUCACUAAACAAUCUUCUCCAAGCUCUGAUCAUAACAAAGAACAAUCUGAGAGCGAUAAGCAAGUAUCUGAAAAUUCUGAAAAAUCACAAGCAAAUAUUUCUAGGAAAGAUCACACUGUACCUUCAAACAUUGAUGAUCAAAUUGAAUAUGAUACCAAUAAGCAAACCGAGCAAUUAUUUGGAAAUAGUUUAGAAAGUCAAACAUCCAUAACAGUAGUAACAGAAGAUGAAAAUCAACUAAUAGAGUUAAUAGUCAGCUCAAAUGAAAUAGAAGAAAAAGAAAUGCAAGAACAGGAUGCAUCAUCCGAGUCAAGUGAAGAUAAGGACACACCAAAAGGUGUAUCAGAAAUUGAAAUGGAUUCUCCCAGAGAUCCAAAUGAUUCAAGGUUAAACAUUGAUACAUUAAAUGAUGACUUAUUGAAUAACGUUAAUACUAAUAAAAGCGAAAAUGCUGAUUCUAAGAAUAUGUAUCAUGCUACACCUAUUGUUACUACAUCUGAAAAGGAUAUAGAAGUCAUGAUAGACAAGUUAAAAGCAUCAUUGGAACAGCCCGGUCUGGAAGUUGCAGAAUUGGAAGCGAAACUACUUCGAAUUGAACAGCUACAAAUUGAAUUAGAGAUUAAGAAGUUGGAAGCAGAGGAAGUAUCUUACUAUGUUAGAGAAAUACCUAACAAACCACCACCUCCUUACACUCCUCCCGGUGGUGGCACAAGAAUUUCUGCGUCACUCGUGUCACCUUCACCUCCACCAGCUGUGAUUCCCUCAAACAUAGAAGAACUUACAGCGUUCACUGAAAAAGCAUCAGCAUUAAUAUUCAGAGCAAAAGAGGCGGGAGAAGAUAUUAUGGGUUUAGAAGCUCCUACGGAGAUCUAUGAGUUAACCAAAGAGAACGAUGAGACUGUAAAGAAGGAUAGAAGAAUUUACAAUACAUUUCUCUUCGAUCUAUGCAAAGAAACAAUCGCUGAGGUCUAUCAAGCUGAAUAUGAAAAACCGGGUCCCAGCUGGACAAAACCAAAUGUAAAGACGAAACCUACCAUGAAAAUCCCAAAAACUAUAGACGAACUUAACGAGUACGUUAACAAAGAAGUAGCUACAUUAUUCGGUUUCAAAACGAAAUUGCAACGAGAAAAUAUGGUAAUGCGUUGGAGUCGAAAACGAAGAGAUAGAGUCGACGAAUUGUUGGCUAGAGAAGCUCAAGCUGAAGAAGAUGAAUGGACUAAAUUUCAUCACGAUGAACUUGCGGUAAAAAAUGGUCUUACAGUAGCUAUAUUGGAUACUCUGAUAAUGGAAACUGUGAAUAUAGUGAAAGUGGCAUAUGCGAAGAAAAGAAAAGUGGUUUAG
Molecule: messenger RNA, 9568 nt
Organism: Dufourea novaeangliae
Lineage: Eukaryota; Metazoa; Arthropoda; Insecta; Hymenoptera; Halictidae
Product: centrosome-associated protein 350-like
Exons: 11
Coding region: 35-9568 (3177 amino acids)
Biological process (GO): microtubule anchoring
Cellular component (GO): centrosome
Molecular function (GO): microtubule binding
Source: RefSeq, a predicted model, not a curated record